This is a messenger RNA of Cyprinus carpio (common carp), 1699 nucleotides long. RefSeq names its product N(6)-adenosine-methyltransferase non-catalytic subunit METTL14. Gene Ontology annotation, molecular function: mRNA binding. The record is from RefSeq and is a predicted model, not a curated record. Gene Ontology annotation, cellular component: RNA N6-methyladenosine methyltransferase complex; nucleus. NCBI's taxonomy places the organism in Eukaryota, Metazoa, Chordata, Actinopteri, Cypriniformes, Cyprinidae.
CUAGCAGCGUGAUGAUGUAAAAUACGUGCGACGGCUCCUCACGUUGAGGUAUUCAACGAGUUUUGCCGCACAAUUGUUUUCACCAAAUAAUUGUACGAGAAAUUAUUUCCCUGGUAAAUAUCAUUGACAUGAACAGCCGACUGCAAGAAAUACGUGAAAGACAGAAGCUGAGACGGCAGCUUCUUGCACAACAGCUCGGCGCAGAGAGUCCCGACAGCAUCGGUGCUGUUCUCAACAGUAAAGAUGAACAAAAAGAGAUCGAAGAGACCAGAGAGACGUGCAGGGCUUCAUUUGACACGUCAGUUCCUGUUGCUAAAAGAAAGUGUCUGAAUGAAGGUGAAGACCCGGAGGAGGAUGUGGAGGAGCAGAGGGAAGAUGUUGAGCUCCAGCAGCAGCAGCAGCAGCAGCAGGAGGAGAGCGGACCGUAUGAGGAGGUGUACAAAGACUCCAGCACGUUCCUGAAGGGCACUCAGAGUUUAAAUCCUCACAACGAUUACUGCCAACACUUUGUGGACACAGGUCAUAGACCUCAGAACUUUAUCCGAGAUGGAGGUUUGGCUGACAGAUUUGAGGAGUACCCAAAACAAAGAGAGCUCAUCCGACUCAAAGAUGAGCUCAUCGCUGCCACCAACACGCCACCCAUGUAUCUGCAGGCAGAUCCGGACACGUUUGAUCUGAGAGAUCUGAAGUGUAAAUUUGACGUGCUUCUGAUAGAGCCUCCACUGGAGGAGUAUUACAGAGAGUCAGGCAUCAUAGCCAACGAGCGCUUUUGGACCUGGGAUGAUAUCAUGAAGCUGAACAUAGAGGAAAUCUCAUCGAUUCGCUCUUUUGUGUUCCUGUGGUGUGGUUCAGGGGAAGGCCUUGAUCUUGGCCGAAUGUGUCUGAGGAAAUGGGGCUUCAGGCGAUGUGAAGACAUUUGUUGGAUCAAGACCAACAAAAAUAACCCUGGCAAGACCAAAACGCUGGACCCUAAGGCAGUCUUCCAGAGAACUAAGGAGCACUGUCUGAUGGGUAUCAAAGGUACAGUUAGGCGCAGCACAGAUGGCGAUUUCAUUCAUGCUAAUGUGGAUAUAGACCUGAUCAUUACAGAGGAGCCAGAGAUGGGCAAUAUUGAGAAGCCAGUCGAGAUAUUCCACAUCAUUGAACACUUCUGCCUGGGCCGUCGACGGCUGCACCUGUUUGGCAGAGACAGUACCAUCAGGCCAGGUUGGCUGACUGUGGGCCCCACGCUGACCAAUAGCAACUUUAAUGUGGAAGCUUAUGCUGCCCACUUCAGUGAGCCCAACGCUUACUUAUCUGGUUGCACUGAAGAAAUCGAGAGACUCCGUCCCAAAUCCCCACCUCCUAAAUCCAUGGCAGAGCGAGGUGGGGGUGCACAGCGUGGAGGACGGGGCGGUCCCGCUGCGGGAAGAGGAGAUCGGGGUCGGGAGAGAAAUCGGCCAAACUUCCGUGGAGAUCGAGGUGGAUUCAGAGGCCGUGGAGGCCCACACCGUGGAUUUCCUCCCCGAUGAAAGUGCACAGCAUGCCAGCUUUGAGACUGGUAAACAGAAAAUGUGAUGAUAUUUUUGUACCUGAAAUUUAAAAAGGUGUUGUUGUUUUCAGUGGGUAUCAUAUUGUUUUGUUAGUGUGUUAACUAAGAGCGGGAAAUUUGUAAGAAUUUUAUUCAACCACAAUUAAACCCUGUUUUCAUUUUACGAAA